UCCAUGUUUUUCUCCCCAUAUAUCUCACUCACUCUCUCACUUAACGCCCUCUUUCUCUCUCUCUCUGAUUCUUCUUCUGAGAGAGGGUCUCCGCCAUUCAAAUUUUGGAAGAAAAUUGUUUGGUGCAGGUUGCUAGAUUCACGCAGCAGAUAAAGAGAUACAGAAAAUUUCAAAAGAAAAAGAAAAGGGUAAAUCGUCGAGUCCCAGAAAAAUGAAAUUUAAGGACGGAAAGCCGAUUUCUCACCCUGAUAAAGGCGUGAGGAUCGUCCCUCUGUCUUUCAUCAUUUUUCUGCUAUGUGGGAUAUCGUUUUACCUUGGUGGGGUUUUCAAUCCUCUGAAGGAUAAUAUUGAUACUAAAGAUAUCACUAGUGUCUUUACUAAAACAGAACAGAAACAGCAGACGACAUCAGCAGUUGCACCUCUGCAGAUCAAGUCUGUUUCCUUUUCUGAAUGUGGCAUUGAGUAUCAAGAUUACACUCCUUGCACAGAUCCAAUGAGAUGGAAGAAGUAUGGUUAUAAACGUCUUGCUUUCUUGGAACGACACUGUCCGCCAAUUUUUGAAAGAAAACAGUGCUUGGUGCCUCCACCUGAGGGGUAUAAACUGCCAAUCAGAUGGCCUAAGAGCAAAAAUGAGUGUUGGUACAGAAAUGUGCCUUUUGAUUGGAUCAACAAGCAGAAGUCUAAUCAAAAUUGGCUGAAGAAAGAAGGAGAGAAGUUCCUCUUCCCUGGUGGAGGCACGAUGUUUCCAAAGGGAGUUAGUCAUUAUGUAGAUCUUAUGGAAGCCCUUAUUCCUCAAAUGAAAGAUGGAACUAUCCGAACUGCUAUAGACACUGGCUGUGGGGUUGCAAGCUGGGGAGGCGAUCUGUUGGAUCGGGGAAUUCUAACUGUUUCUCUAGCCCCAAGGGAUAACCAUCAGGCACAAGUCCAAUUUGCCCUGGAACGUGGGAUCCCUGCAAUUCUAGGAGUUAUAUCGACUCAAAGGCUUCCUUUCCCUUCAAACUCAUUUGAUAUGGCUCACUGCUCAAGGUGCCUCAUCCCAUGGACUGAAUUUGGCGGAGUCUAUCUCAUGGAAAUACAUCGUAUACUCCGGCCUGGAGGAUUUUGGGUUCUCUCUGGACCUCCAGUGAACUAUGAGAACCAUUGGCGAGGGUGGAAUACCACUAUUGAGGAACAAAGAUCAGAUUAUGAGAAACUACAAGAGUUGCUUACUUCUAUGUGCUUCAAGCUGUUUAGCAAAAAGGAUGAUAUUGCCGUGUGGAGGAAGGCGUCAGAUAAUAGCUGCUAUGAUGAAAAGGUUGCUAGUGUUGAUGCUUAUCCCCCUAAGUGUGAUGAUAGUGUGGAGCCUGAUGCGGCUUGGUACACUCCUCUUCGCUCAUGUGUGACGGUCCCCAGUCCGAAGCUCAAGAAAUUGAGCUUAAAAUCUGUGCCCAAGUGGCCGUUGCGUUUAAAUGUUGCACCAGAUCGCGUCUCUGAUGCUCCUGGUGGGAGUGCUGGUACCUUCAAGCAUGAUGAAAGCAAGUGGAAGGUCAGAGUAAAGCAUUACAAGAAGUUGGUCCCGGCUAUUGGAAGUGACAAGAUACGGAAUGUUAUGGAUAUGAAUACGAUGUAUGGAGGUCUUGCAGCUCAGAUAAUUGAGGAUCCCGUUUGGGUUAUGAACGUGGUGUCCUCCUAUGGUGCCAACACACUGCCUGUGGUUUAUGACCGGGGACUUAUUGGAGCUAAUCAUGACUGGUGCGAGCCAUUCUCUACCUAUCCAAGAACAUAUGAUCUUCUUCACGCAGAUGGCCUCUUCACUGCUGAAAGUCACAGGUGCGAUAUGAAGUAUGUGCUCUUGGAAAUGGAUCGAAUCCUACGACCUAAUGGGUAUGCUAUCAUCCGGGAAAAUAACUACUUUGUCGAUGCUAUAAAAGCUAUUGCCAAGGGGAUGAAAUGGGAUUGUCGUAAGGAAGAAACCGGGUAUAAUAGUGAGAAUGAAAAGAUAUUAGUUUGCCAGAAGAAACUCUGGUACUCUAAACAGAGUUCAAGAUGACAGACAAACCUUAAGUUCUCUUGAAUCAGAAAGUCCAUAAAGUUUCCAGCUGAGAGAGUUGAUUAAAGAUAUAUAAUUUGAGUUUGAGUUCGGAAUAGAUCAAGAGCACACAUGAUGGCAAACCAUGUGUGUUUGUGGCACGAGAAGGUUAUCGCGCGGUCUAUCCAGUUCAUUAUAGAAGAAAUCCGAGACCUAUAGAAGAAAGCAAAGGCAAUCAUACUGAAAUUCAUCGAUUCUUAAGAAAAUGUUUAAAUAACGUGAUUUCAUUAUUUUGUAGUUAAUGUAUUUUUAAUUUUAUUAAGUUAUACAUGUUCACCAACUUUUUUGUUUGUAUUUAAUAUGUAGCCAGAACCUUGUAUUUUGUGCACAUGAUAUCAUAUGUGCUGAGAUAUGUUACGCUGUUUUUUUUCCCUUGGA
Beta vulgaris subsp. vulgaris (sugar beet) is the source of this 2446-nucleotide messenger RNA. RefSeq names its product probable methyltransferase PMT21. Lineage: Eukaryota; Viridiplantae; Streptophyta; Magnoliopsida; Caryophyllales; Amaranthaceae. Bases 212 to 2029 code for a protein of 605 amino acids. The record is from RefSeq and is a predicted model, not a curated record. Gene Ontology annotation, molecular function: methyltransferase activity. The transcript is spliced from 8 exons. Gene Ontology annotation, cellular component: endosome; cytoplasm; trans-Golgi network.